This is a messenger RNA of Tachysurus vachellii, 2924 nucleotides long. Its product is annotated as synembryn-A. Gene Ontology annotation, biological process: G protein-coupled receptor signaling pathway. Bases 67 to 2064 code for a protein of 665 amino acids. The record is from RefSeq and is a predicted model, not a curated record. Gene Ontology annotation, cellular component: plasma membrane; cytoplasm. Lineage: Eukaryota; Metazoa; Chordata; Actinopteri; Siluriformes; Bagridae. The transcript is spliced from 14 exons. Gene Ontology annotation, molecular function: G-protein alpha-subunit binding; guanyl-nucleotide exchange factor activity.
CAUACACACACACACACACACACACACACACACCCUGGUGAAGGUAAGGAGGUGCAGCAGUUGCUCAUGGCUGUGAAUGUGGAGAAGAUCAUCUGCUGCAUCAAACAGGGAGACCAGGACAGCGUCCUCACACAGCUGGACAACUACAACACUGAGUUUGCUCACUGUUUCUUUUUUGAUGUGGAGGAAAGAGAGAGGAGAAAGCAACGAGAACUUGAGGAGUUCCGCAGGAAUAAAGUCAGAGACCACGUCCCAGACUCAGACUCAGGAGAUGAAGAAGGUGAGGAUCCCGAGCUCAUCUUGCGCAGGCGGUUGGCUGAAGCUCUGCUCCGGUUCAUCAGGACUCGUCUCCAGCCCAGUGUUCUCAGUGUGUGUUUGCGUACACUGCGUAUUCUGUCCCGUGACCGCCAGGCACUCACACCCUUCAUCACUGACUCCGCCAUCCUCACCCUCGCCUGCUUGGGUGGCAUCAAACCCCCGUCCCUUUCUCACCAUGGCGAUGAGGAGGAGAAUAAAGAGAUGGCAGAAAAGAACGUGGACAACAAUGACUCAACUCCUGUUAGCAGCAGCAUGGACUUUCAUUUCACUGAUGCAAACUCAGCAGUUCCUCAUGUAAGCUCCGCCCCCUCACACACCCUACACUGUGUGAGCGAGGACAUCACAGAGAUGGAGAGAAGUGACGGCAUCUGCAGAAUGUUGACGAGAGGAAAGAGGGAUGCCAGAGAGGAAGAGGAGAAGGAGAGGAAUGAGUGGUGUGAUGAUGGAGAGGUGUGGAGGAAAGAAGCUAUGAAGACUCUCUGUAAUGUCAUUUACAACAGCCAGAGGGCACAAGAGAGGGCCAGUGUACUGAAACUCCUCCCAGGUCUUUCUGAAAAGCUGAAGAACGGCAUUUGCUCUGUGACUCCCCCCAGUGGUCAGUUUUAUGAGCUGCGGCUGAUGUUCCUGUUGACGGCUUUAAGGCCUGAACUAAGAUGUCAUCUGCAGCAGGAGCGUGGCGUGUCCAUGCUGACGGCCGCUCUGGAGCAGUGUUUGGAAGUUCAGUGGGCCAACAUGUAUGAGGUGGUGGCCUGGGACUCAGAGUCUCCUCCUGUCUGUAAGGAAGCGUCUCAGCGUGCCAUCGAGAUCCUGAAAGUGCUGUUUAAUAUCACGUACAGCUCACACAUGCAGCAGCCUGAUGAGGAGGAUGCAGCUCUGUAUCGCCGCCUAGCUGCUGUCCUGCGUCACUGCCUGCUGCUGCCCUGCCAGGAGGAAGAACUGACUGAGGAACUCCAGGGACAGACGGUGAAUGUGUUGUCAGCUCUUCCUCUGCAGUGCCUGGACGUCCUGCUCUCAGCUCGUCUCUCUGAGGGGUCGAAGGAAUCGGGCGGAGACAACAUGGACUGUGUCCACUCACUGCUACUGUUCAUGGAGAGGAGACUUGAGAGAAGUCAUAAGCUGAAGGAGAAACUGACUCCAGUGCUGAACCUCCUGACUGAGAGCUGUAGAGCUCACAGAGAAACACGACACUAUCUCAGACAGCAGAUUCUGCCUCCUCUGAGGGACGUGGUGCUGAGGCCUGAGCAAGGAGACACGAUCCGUAACAAGCUGGUGAGACUGAUGACGCACGUGGACACGGAGCUGAAACACUGCGCUGCUGAGCUGCUCUUUGUGCUCUGUAAAGAAAAUGUGGGACGGUUUGUGAAGUACACCGGUUAUGGCAAUGCAGCGGGUCUGUUAGCAGCUCGAGGUCUCCUGAGCGGUCACAGCUCAGCGCCACAGUGUCAGUACUCCAGCGACUCGGACUCGGACACAGAGGAGUACAGACAGGCCAGAGACAGGAUCAACCUGGUGACGGGGCGAGUGGAGGAGCCGCAACCCGACCCCAUGGAGGGGAUGAGUGAGGAGGAGAAGGAGGCAGAAGCUGUGCGUCUGGUCGCUAUGUUCAACAGACUCUCCAGGGAUAAAAUCAUUCAGCCGAUGUCAGUGAUGCUGGAUGGCCAACUGGUACCUCUCUGUGACCAUAUGAGAAACAGCACCUUGGAAGAGGAAGAGGAAGAGGAAGAAGACUGUGAAGAAGUGGAUUAGGACAUGGUCCUGAACCAGGAACUGCUAGAAAUCUCUUCCAGCUCUGAUGUAAUGUAGUGGACUGACAGUGGAUGAUUCUGUAGGGACGUAGAUCCAUAGGGAAAGGGUUGAUAAUUAAUGUCAUAGAUGGAGAGCAAAAAUGAAGGGAUCGUGAAAAGAUAGAGAAGAAAAUGGGAGAAAGAGAAAAAGGGAUGGUCCAGAACACAAAGAAAUGAUAUACAACAUGUACAAUAAAGUACAGACCAGGGUAGUUUAUAGACAGGAAAGUGUGUGUGUGUGUGUGUGUGUGUGUGUGUGUGUGUGUGUGUGUGUGUGUGUGUGUGUGAGAUGCGUCUGUCGAGUCAUAUGAUUUAGUAGCAUCCCUGCAGGAAAAUCUGUAAUAAUUUUGAAGAGAGUGAGCAUUAUAGUGUGUGUGUGUGUGAGAGAGAGAGAGUAGGAGAGAGAGAAAGAGAGAGUGAGAGAGAGAGUGAGAGAGAGAGAGUGAGAGAGAAAGAGAGAGAGUAGGAGAGAAAGAGAGAGGGAGAGAGAGAGAGUGUGUGUGUGUGUGUGUGAGAGAGAGAGAGAGAGAGAGAGAGAGAGAGAGGGGGAGAGAGAGAGAGAGAGAGAGAGAGAGAGAGAGAGAGAGAGAGAGAGCUAUCAUCACAGACAGAAAAAUGCUAGCAAGGUUGCCAUGACUGUGUUGCCAUGGUAACAGCAGGAAUAUGUAGUUCUCCAGAUCUAAGAGAUUUUUCUUUCUUUCUCUCCUCCUUUCACAUGAGUGGAGUGUUUACCUCGGAUGAGAGCUGCUGAGGUUCAGUUGGAAUGCUAUGUGAGCUGUAAUGAAAGAAUAUUAGCAGCUAAAUAAAAAACAUUUUAUUUCC